Messenger RNA from Priapulus caudatus, 1055 nucleotides. RefSeq names its product pancreatic triacylglycerol lipase-like. Bases 5 to 664 code for a protein of 219 amino acids. NCBI's taxonomy places the organism in Eukaryota, Metazoa, Priapulida, Priapulimorpha, Priapulimorphida, Priapulidae. Gene Ontology annotation, molecular function: lipase activity; protein binding. The transcript has 7 exons. The record is from RefSeq and is a predicted model, not a curated record.
UGGAAUGUGGACGCCAUGCGGCCAUGUCGAUAUCUACCCGAACGGUGGCUUAGAAAUGCCCGGUUGUGAUGAUACUCUGUUAGAGUCGAUCUGGAUCGAUGGUCUCGUGAACGGCGUACGAAACUUCGUCGCUUGCAAUCAUCACUUCGCAGUGUAUAUGGCGAUAGACUCCAUCAAUUCCAAGCGACCCGACCUGGGCUAUUUAUGCGGCUCAUGGGAAGAAUUUGUCGACGGUAAAUGUACGAGCUGUGGCGCGGAUGGAGGUGGAUGCGCUCACUACGGAUUCAAGGCAGGUGACUACGCGCUGGGAUCCACGCGCCCUGAACAGACCAUGUUCUGGAUGUACACGCGAGAGAAUGCGCCGUACGGAAAAUAUCAUCACGACUCGAAAAUAGUAAUGCACCAGAGAAGCUCCGACGAGAAGGGAACCAUAUACGUAAACAUGAUAGGUAUGACGGGUCAGAGCGACUUUAUCGAAGUCACAUCAGGCAGUGUGGAUUUGAACUCUGGUGAAACUUACGAGCGCAUGACAGCAGCGGAGCAUGCUCUGGGUGACAUCUUGCGCGUGGAAUUCAAGUGGAUCUACGACUACGAUUGGUACUUUCCGUGGGAUUGGCCUAUCUUCGGAGAUCCAACGAUUGAACUUGACACGUAUCGGUUCUAGCGUUGGAAACGAAAUAUGGACAAGGUUCUGUUCACCCGGAGGCGAUUUGAAGGCCGAGACAACGUACAUAUUUUUUAGCUGCUAACCGGAUGUCGUGCUGCACCGCUGUCUCUGACAGACGUAGAACUCGCUAUACCGGACACGCCAUAAUGAUGAGACCAAGCAACUGAAAUAAACGAUGGAUUUUUGUAAUAAUUAUACUUAUUAUUUUGUAACGCCAUUACAAAAUAGUAAUAACAAUGAUUAUAAUAACAAUAAUAACAAUAAUAAUAAUAAUAAUAAUAAUAAUAAUAAUAAUACAAUCUGUUAGAUAUCAUAUAAAUUAACCGCCACUGCGUAAUUGUUUUUAAAUGUCAUUGAUGUAUCCGUGAUGAAAAUAAAUAUGCCUACU